This is a messenger RNA of Phalacrocorax carbo (great cormorant), 904 nucleotides long. The record is from RefSeq and is a predicted model, not a curated record. NCBI's taxonomy places the organism in Eukaryota, Metazoa, Chordata, Aves, Suliformes, Phalacrocoracidae.
UCCGCGCGGCGUUGCGGCAGUGACGCGAGCAGGCGCGGCGAGUGUCGGGUGACCUUCAGAGGCCGCGGUGGGCGCAAGGCCGCGUUCCCGCUCUCUCUCCUCUCCUCUCCUCUCCUCAGCGAGCCGCCAUGCCGAGGGGUGGCCGGAGCCGCACGUCCCGCGUGGCGCCCCCCGCCAGUCGGGCACCACAAAUGAGAGCUGCAUCACCGGCACCUGCUGCUCGGGCGCCCGUCCCAGCAGCGGCACCGGCUUCUGCUGUGGCUGCUCCGGCACCGAAGCAGCCUGGUCUGAUGGCACAGAUGGCUACAACUGCUGCUGGAGUUGCUGUAGGCUCUGCUGUAGGCCAUACCAUAGGUCAUGCGCUUACAGGAGGAUUUGGUGGAGGAAGCAGCUCUGAAGCUGCAAGGCCUGAUAUUACUUACCAGGAGCCCCAGGCUGCUCAGCCUGCCUACCAGCAGCAGCAGCAGUCGCAGUUUGCUCCUUGCCAGUACGAAAUGAAACAAUUCCUGGAGUGUGCUCAGAACCAGACUGACCUCAAGCUGUGCGAGGGCUUCAGUGAAGUACUGAAGCAGUGCAGGUUUGCUAAUGGUUUAGCCUAAGCCUUCAGAACCAGGUUGCUGAAGACCGUCUUACAAGAACUGACCUGUGAAUGAAAAAAAGCUUCAGUAAUAAAGUCUAAGGCUCUCUGAAACUCUGUUAGUUCAUAUAUGCACACUGUUGUUCCCCUCGUGGCUUGAUUCCUGCCAUAGCCGCUACAGAUGUGAUACAGCUCACAGCAGGUUAAUCUAGCACAAAAUGGAAGAAUGAACAAAAAGCAGAACGAGCUAAUUUGGGCUAACUGGUUUGCUGAUUGUUGUGGUGAAUGUGAAUGAUACAGUGUAUAAAUAAACUCCCUCUAGAAGUA